CACACAAGCCACCUCAGCUCUGCUCUCGAGGCACGCACUUGAAACACUCUGGGACUGAGCCCUGACCCUCCAAAUUUGGGAGCAUCUCCCAGACUCUGCAGACAGCAAGGCCUGUUCCCUGUCACACAGGUCACAUGGGUCCCGGGUUCACCUGUCCGUGGAGCGGCCCGCUCUCUGGCUUCCGGGUGAGGACUUGGAUCGAGCCUGUGGUGGCUUCAACCCAGGUGGCCGGUUCCCUCUAUGAUACAGGACUACUCCUGGUACUGAAGGAGUCCUUUGCAUCUGAUGCUAAAGGCUCCUCUAAUUACAGUGCCAACCAGUCGCUGGGGGGACGUCAGGAGGACCAACAGCAGAAGGCCAUCUCCAAUUUCUACAUCAUUUACAACCUCGUGGUGGGCCUGACACCCCUGCUGUCCGCCUAUGUACUGGGCUGGCUCAGCGACCGCUACCACCGUAAGAUCUCUAUCUGCACGGCGAUGCUGGGCUUCCUUCUGUCCCGCAUCGGACUCUUACUCAAAGUGAUGCUGGACUGGCCAGUGGAGGUGAUGUACGGAGCAGCGGCGCUCAAUGGGCUGUGCGGGGGCUUCUCUGCUUAUUGGUCCGGGGUCAUGGCGCUGGGAUCCCUGAGCUGCUCCGAAAGCCGCCGCUCCGUGCGCCUCAUCCUCAUCGAUUUAGUCCUAGGCUUGGCUGGGUUCUGUGGCAGUAUGGCUUCAGGGCAUCUCUUCAAGCAAAUCGUUGGGCACUCUGCGCAAGGCCUUCUGUUAACCGCCUGCAGCGUGGGCUGUGCGGCGUUUGCCCUUUUCUACAGUCUCUUCGUGCUAAAGGUCCCCGAGGCUGUGUCCAAGCCCAACAAGGUGCACCCCACUGUAGAUACUGUGUCUGGCAUGAUGGGCACCUAUCGAACCCUGGAUCCAGAUCAACAGGACAAGCCUAAUAUACAGGCAAACCCUCCAACUCCUGGAAAAGAGAAGCCUUCCCAAGCCAUCAUUGCUCUGCUGUUUGUGGGCGCCAUUGUUUAUGACUUGGCUGUCGUGGGCACAUUGGAUGUUAUGGCCCUUUUCGUGCUAAAGGAUCCUCUCCAUUGGAACCAAGUGCAGCUGGGCUAUGGGAUGGCUUCUGGGUACAUAAUCUUCAUAACCAGCUUCUUGGGUGUCUUGGUCUUCUCCCGCUACUUCCGGGACACCACGAUGAUCAUAAUUGGGAUGGUUUCCUUUGGGUCUGGAGCCCUUCUCUUGGCCUUUGUGAAGAAGACAUACAUGUUCUAUAUUGCCCGAGCUGUCAUGCUGUUUGCACUUAUUCCCAUCACAACCAUCCGGUCAGCCAUGUCCAAGCUCGUAAAGGACUCUUCCUAUGGAAAGAUUUUCGUCAUACUGCAGCUGUGCCUAGCUCUGACUGGGGUGGUGACAUCCACCAUGUACAACAAGAUCUAUCAGCUUACGCUGAACAAGUUCGCCGGCACCUGCUUUCUUCUGUCUUCUUUUCUCUCCUUCUUGGCCAUUGUCCCAAUUGGUGUUGUGGCCUACAAACAAGUCCCGGGGUCACGACAAGGAGAGCGUGCGGAUACACAGAGGAGCUGAAACGCCAGCGAGAACAAGACCCAAGUUCCAGUCUUCCAAUAACUCUCGGGUCCCUGGUGGGAGGGAAAUCGCCUUCUGGGUGUUGCAGGAAAUUUCCUAGUGCUCCUCCAAUGCCUCUGCUAGGCAGAGGUUAGGCCUGGGGGUACCAGCUGCUGGCUCAGGCAUUCUGGGUCCUGGAGGGCUUCAGGCUCCAGCCAGCCAGCCCCUUACUUCCAUCGCUGUCUUAACGAUGCUAGUGGAGGAACAUGGGGAUCGUGCUAGUUCUAUGGAAGACUGUGACUAAAGCCUAAACUUCACCAGCCCAAGGGGAAUGAACACGAAAUGGACAUUUUGCUAAAACUGACAACAGUUUUUAAAUUAAUAUAAAAUCUUGGG
Molecule: messenger RNA, 1952 nt
Organism: Rattus rattus (black rat)
Lineage: Eukaryota; Metazoa; Chordata; Mammalia; Rodentia; Muridae
Gene: Slc46a2
Product: solute carrier family 46 member 2
Exons: 4
Coding region: 135-1577 (480 amino acids)
Biological process (GO): transmembrane transport
Cellular component (GO): membrane
Molecular function (GO): transmembrane transporter activity
Source: RefSeq, a predicted model, not a curated record